Molecule: messenger RNA, 669 nt
Organism: Tripterygium wilfordii
Lineage: Eukaryota; Viridiplantae; Streptophyta; Magnoliopsida; Celastrales; Celastraceae
Exons: 5
Coding region: 1-669 (222 amino acids)
Source: RefSeq, a predicted model, not a curated record
AUGGAUCAUUUGAAAAUAUGGGGUGAAGAGUUAAGAUUGUCAAGUGAUGAUAUUGAUAACAAUGAAAUAAAACAAGAAGAAGAAUCUGAUCUUGUAGAUGAAGGUGAAGAAGACAUUGAAGUGGAUGUUACAAAUGAAUUUUUCACCGAUAUGGUAUUCAAUUCACGUCAAUCGUUAAUUGAAUGGGUGCAGAAUACUGGACGUAAUUUGGGUUUUCUUAUUGUUACUAAAAGAGUGAAAGGGAUGAAAUUGAAGACAGAUGAUGAUUGGAUUGUAAGAGUAGUGUGUGGAGUGCAUAACCAUUCUGCGGCAUUAUAUAUGGAGGGUCAUUCAUAUUUCGGUAAACUUUCUACUGCUGAAAAAGAAAUAUUGGUAGAUAUGUCAAAGAAUUUGGUGAAGUCACAGAACAUCUUUAAUGAUGAGACGAAUCAGCUUGAAGAAUUAUUCUUUGCACAUCCAGGCUCGUUAGAACUAUUGCGUGCAUUCCCGCAUGUGUUACUGAUGGAUGCUACAUAUAAAACUAAUAGGUUCAAAAUGCCUCUAUUUGAGAUUGUGGGCGUGACUUCAACGAAUAUGACAUUUUGCAUAGGAUUUGUUUUCUUGCAAUCAGAAAAGGAGGACAAUUAUACUUGGGCACUGAAUUGUUUGCGGUCAACAAUGGAUGAAUGA